This is a messenger RNA of Neltuma alba, 750 nucleotides long. RefSeq lists its product as uncharacterized. NCBI's taxonomy places the organism in Eukaryota, Viridiplantae, Streptophyta, Magnoliopsida, Fabales, Fabaceae. The transcript is spliced from 4 exons. The record is from RefSeq and is a predicted model, not a curated record. The coding region runs from base 1 to 750 and encodes 249 amino acids.
AUGAACCCUAAAGAUCGGGAAGAGCUCAAUCGACAGGUUAACGGCUUGCUUAAAAAGGGCUAUAUCCAGCAUAGCCUCAGUCCUUGCGCUGUCCCUGCCCUUCUGACUCUGAAGAAAGAUGGCUUAUGGAGAAUGUGUGUUGAUAGUCGAGCCAUCAACAAGAUAACCGUCAAGUACCGGUUCCUGAUCCUUAGAGUCAAGUUACAUUUCUUGGAUUCAUCAUCUCAGUAUAAGGCUUGUCCACAGAUCCUGCAAAGGUCCGAGCCAUCCAAGAUUGGUCAGAACCAUAGACACUGCAUAAAGCACAAGGAAAAGUUCGAGUGGACUCCUACAGCCUCCACAGCUUUCAACACUAUUAAGGAGAAACUCUUGAGUGCUCCUGUCCUGGUUUUACUUGAUUUUCACAAGUGCUUUGAAGUUGCUUGUCACACUUCUGGGGUUGGAAUUGGAGGCGUUCUGAGCCAAGAAGGCCACCCCAUCGCCUACUUCAGUGAGAAGCUUAAUGAGGCCAAGCAAAAGUACUCCACGUACGACAAAGAGUUCUAUGCCAUUGAAUUUACCUUUGUGGUCAAGCACUGUCUAGGGGUAGAGAACAAGGUAGUUGAUGCUCUUAGCUGGAGAAUCCACGUUCUUAACACCUUAACGAUUAAUGUCGUGGGAUUUGACAAGUUCAAGGAUGAGUACACUUCGUGUCCUGACUUUGGCAUCAUUUAUGAUGAGGUUAAAGAUGCCACCGCGAAGCUCAUGUGA